UUGCUGUGAAUCGAGUAGAUAGGCGCUCUGCUUUGUGGCUGCACGCCGAUUGCCGGAGAAAGUGUCUGCUUUAUAAACACGGAGCUGAGGCCGGAUCAGAGCAGACCCGAGAUUUGCCUGUAGGAUCAUAAUUGGUCACGUGUUCUCCCCACGCGUGGGUCCUUCCCAUCGCAUUGCCGGUUGACAAGAAGUAAAUGAAAAUGUCCGGAGUAAAAAGGGCCAUUGAAGACAAGGAUCCGGAUUACGAAGACAUCUUGGUCGUGCAUCAUAGUAAACGCCACAGAGCAAUUGAGUCCUCAGCUCGCGAUGCUACCAUCCAGAAGAUUGAAGCCAUUGUUAAAGAACAGUUUGCUGUUGAAUUGAAGAAUAAAGAACAUGAAAUUGAAGUUAUUGAUCAGCGCCUUAAUGAAGCCAGACGGAUGAUGGAUAAACUCCGCGCAUGCAUUGUCGCCAAUUACUACGCAUCUGCAGCACUCAACAAAGGCCAUGAGGGUUCUACAGAUUCAACAAUUCUAAACCAUCCAUCUAUAAAGAAGUUUUUGGAGUCCCCUUCCAGAGCUUCAUCUCCUGCUAAUAACCGUUCCGAGACCCCAUCUGCUAAUAACUCUGAAACGGAAUCUGUUUGUACCCAUAAUGAGUACUUGGAUAAAGAUGGUGCUAAUGAUGUAAAGACAACAGCUGGCAACAAAGUGGUACCGAAGGCCGAUGCCAAACUUAGAAAGGAUUCACUCACAGCAGAAAACAUAGACCAGCAAAAUGAAGAGUUUGCAAGGGCUGAAGAUGCUAAUCGCCGUUUUGUCAAGAAAACCAUUGUUGUUGGAAAUGUCUCAAAAUAUAUUCCUCCGGACAAAAGGGAGGAAAAUGACCAGUCAACCCACAAGUGGAUGGUGUAUGUGAGAGGCUCUAGGAAGGAACCAAGUAUUGACCACUUUGUGAAGAAGGUCUGGUUUUUUCUGCACCCAAGUUACAAACCUAAUGAUCUGGUGGAAGUCCGAGAGCCUCCAUUCCACUUAACACGGCGUGGUUGGGGAGAAUUCCCGGUUAGAGUGCAAAUUCACUUCAAGGACAGCAGGAACAAGAGGAUAGAUAUAAUCCACAACUUAAAGCUGGACAGGACCUACACUGGUCUGCAGACCCUUGGAGCAGAAACGGUUGUGGAGGUCGAGCUUUACAGACACUCCUUUGGAGAAGAUGCUCUCUACUCCCAGUCAUCGAAUGAGUCUUGCCAGUCAGAUAGAAGUACUCCUUUACCUGCCCUGGUUAAAACCUCUUCUCCAGUCAAAGGGGGGCAUGAUUCCAAUGAGAAGGGUUUUACCAUGGCUCCUGAACCAUCAUAUUACCCCCAUCCUGCAUCACUUGAGCGCACACCAACCAAAAUGACCCAGAGGUUCACAUUCGGAGCUCAUGGCAACACCGCUUUCCAGCCGAUCACGGCCAGCUGUAAGAUUGUGCCACAGGGGCAGGCGUCUACCUUGGCAGAGUCGCCUGGGAAAUCUUUCCAGCCGAUCACAAUGAGCUGCAAGAUUGUGUCAGGAAGUCCCACCAGUAAACACUCCAGUGCGUCACAAGCUGUUAGUGGAACACAAUCUCCAGUCCUAAAGGUUCAUGGGAGCAAUAUUACAACCCCAACAAUUAAGCAGGAGGAGUCCAUGUUUGCUGCUAUGCCUCCACUCUGUCCUAUUGGAAGUCAUCCAAAGGCUCAAAGCCCAAAGACUGUCGCUGGAGGGCUUGGUGCAUUUACAAAGGUGAUUAUAAAACAAGAACCUGUUGAACCUUCUCAGCAGCAGGAAAACCCAUCGACGUCGCAGCCACCUAUCCAGCAGAUUGUGACAGUGAAGGGUAAUCAAAUGAUUGCUGUGUCUCCGCAGAAAAAUCUGAGCACGUCUGAAGGUUCCAAGAUUGUCAGCAUUCCAGUUGGCUCAGCAGUUCCGGCAGCCAUUAAACCAUCUGUGACCAUAAGCGGGGGCCAAAUUUUGGUUGCCAAAGCGACUCCUUCCACUGCCAAAGUGGUUGGUCAGAAGCAGAUGGUUGCUCAGGGAGUGGCAAAAGCUGUUGUAAGCGGCGGGAAUGUUAUAGCCCAGUCUGCGCAGGGCUUAUCAAAAACCCAAGUAACAACAGCAACUGUGAAAUCUGGAUCCCAAGGAUCUGUGAUGGCGACUCUACAACUACCAGCUACAAAUAUUGCAAACCUUGCCAAUCUACCUCCUGGAACCAAACUUUACCUCACAACCAACAGCAAGAAUCCUUCCGGCAAAGGAAAAUUGCUUCUCAUACCCCAAGGGGCCAUCCUGAGGGCAGCAAACACGGCUAAUAUCCAGUCUGGGGUGUCCACCAGUAGUAAUGCAACUGGUGCUGCAGCUACCACCAGUGGAUUACCACAGCACCUCACCUACACCUCCUAUAUCCUGAAGCAGACGCCGCAGGGAACAUUUUUAGUUGGACAACCGUCUCAACAGGCAUCCGGGAAGCAGGCAGCCCAGAACGUGGUAGUCCAAGGGAAUGCGGCAACAGCUGCCCAGGGUCAGGUCUUAAAAGUAACCCCUGGACAGAAGACCAGUGCACUUGUGCAGGGAAACAGUGGAUCAGCUUCACAGCCAAAAUUAGCAGAAAGUGUGCUAAAAUCUCUGCCGGUGGCUUCCCAGACACAGAAACCAGGAACUACUUUACUGAGGGUAGCAGGGGGCAUCAUAACAGCAGCUGGUUCAUCGCUACCGCCUCUGUCUGGUAAUGGACCUGCACAGCAGCCUGUAGAAGCAGCCAGCUCCCCCGUCUCCCAUAGUAAUUCCUCCAGCAAGGUUGCGUUACAACAGCAGCCAAAUGUUCCCAGUGCAGCGCAUGUUAAGUCAUUGGUGGUCAGUAAACCCAGCACUUCUUCUGCUCCAGCGACUACCUCUAGAGCCACACCAAGUCCCGCACACUCCACUUCAGUGCUAACAGUUAAAACUGAGCCGGAUACACCUGUUAACUCCGGCAAUGCGCUUGCAUUUAGCAUUGGAAAUGCGCCAGUAAAGACGGAAGACAAUUUGGACAUAGAAACCUGCUCUGUGAAAACGGAACACGUACAAAACUUCAAACAGCUGCUGACAGCCACCGUGAAGAAGGUCCCACUUAUAGCUGAAAAAAGUGAUGAUGGGUAUGCUUUCUGCGCAAGCUCGGUGGAACAAUACUACAGCUGGAACAUUGGGAAGAGGAGAGCAGCAGAGUGGCAACGGGCUGUGACAAUGCGAAAAAUGCUGCAAGACGUCAUUGAAAGGCAGCCAAAGUUCAGUAACGUCAGCCCACUGAAAACCAAGCAGAUUGUCCACUGGUGUCGCAUCCACGGCUACACUCCUCCAGACCCAGAAACCACUGGGGAUGAUCGAGAGUCAAUUGAGGAUGUGCUGACUCGUAUAGACAAUGAGUCAGCCUUACCCACAUCAUACUCCUCUGCGGAGGCUCUCUGUCGAAAAGUAGAAGAACUCGAGAGGAUUUUGAAAAAGGAAACCGAAGUCGAAGAAGACGUGGAUAUUCUGAGUACAGACGAAGAACAGAAGCAGCAAAGUGAAAAAGAGAAUGAAACGGUCGAUGAGUUAAAAUAUUAUCUGACACCCAGUCCUGCCUGUGAGUUCGUUAGAGACACGGCACAAGAGAUUGGCGUCUCCUUACAACCAAUCGAAGUGCAAACAAAUAUUUACGCUUCUCCUGUCGAAGAAAUGAUUUUAAAGGCUACUGAACAGUUUGUGAGUGACAUACUCCGCGAUGCCUUAUCUAUUGGAUAUCAAAUGACCUCUCGCAAUCGAGCGCCAAGAGAAGUUACGGUUACCAACAUCCAGCAAGCAAUCUGCAACAUUCCGUUAUUUGACUUUCUCACCAACCGGCACAUGGGUGCGUUAAACGCGGAUAACGAUCUUCCUUUGAAAUAAAAUAUCUGCGCUUCAGAUUGUCAUUAACCCACAUCAAUAUAGCCAGCACGACGUGAGCCAUCGGGAUCCUGCGCGGCCGGACCUGUGACUCUACAGCACCGAGUGACCUGCGGUUUUACAAUGCUUGCUAUACUAGUGUAAAUAGUCAAACACAUAGGUGAUAAAUGUGUAUGUAUGUGUGUACAUAUUAUGUGUACUUUGUCUGUUUCAAAGGUGAAACAUUAAAGAAACCCCUUUUCUGCAGUAAA
Molecule: messenger RNA, 4150 nt
Organism: Spea bombifrons (plains spadefoot toad)
Lineage: Eukaryota; Metazoa; Chordata; Amphibia; Anura; Pelobatidae
Gene: YEATS2
Product: YEATS domain containing 2
Exons: 28
Coding region: 195-3902 (1235 amino acids)
Biological process (GO): chromatin remodeling; regulation of transcription by RNA polymerase II
Cellular component (GO): NuA4 histone acetyltransferase complex
Molecular function (GO): histone binding
Source: RefSeq, a predicted model, not a curated record